Messenger RNA from Mixia osmundae IAM 14324, 2439 nucleotides. RefSeq lists its product as uncharacterized. The coding region runs from base 1 to 2439 and encodes 812 amino acids. Lineage: Eukaryota; Fungi; Basidiomycota; Mixiomycetes; Mixiales; Mixiaceae. The record is from RefSeq and is a predicted model, not a curated record. The transcript is spliced from 3 exons. Gene Ontology annotation, molecular function: RNA binding. Gene Ontology annotation, biological process: box H/ACA snoRNP assembly; ribosome biogenesis. Gene Ontology annotation, cellular component: sno(s)RNA-containing ribonucleoprotein complex.
AUGGGCCAGAACGGCUCAGCAGUGAGCCAAGCUGAUGGCUUGGUCACUGAAACGACAUCGCAACUGAUCGAAGAGCCUGCUCAUGCUCUUUCAGCGACGCAAAAGGGAGUUGUCGAAGACGACGAAAGCAUGCCAACGAAUGAUGCAAUUGAUGAUCCUGCAGCAAGCCCAGAGCCUGCUGCGUCUCUAAAUGCACCAGCAGACCAGCCGGUAGCAUCUACAAGUCAUUCAUCAGCAGCUCCGGUCUCGGUUGCCAUCUCGACUGACUCGGCAAAACCCAAAGAGGAUGAUCUGCCAGCUGAUCUUGCCCACAUCAUCUCUGAGCGUUUCGACGAGCCCGACAAGUAUGGCGAUUUGCCCUUGGGUUCAGGAACGACCGAACGAUUGCCUAGUGUACAAGAGACCCUCCAAGUGAUUCGGUCGACAUACAAGAUCAAUGCAGAGCCAGACACAGAUGAGGUACCAGCUGAGGAACCUGGCGCAGAGCCAAGCACGGCUGCUACUGCUCGUCUCGAGACCGAACUUGCGCAUCUGGAGCAUCUACUCAGAGGGACCGAGGCCGAGCUUGGUGCACGUAUCGAAUCAGUCACGCUACCUACAGUUGUGGCGCGCAAAGGGAAAUCCAGCAGAAGCCGGAAUUCCUCCGCAUCAUCGUCAGGUCGUUCUUGGAGCAGGUCAUCUUCAUCCGAAGCGUCCUCUUCUUCUUCGUCCGCCUCUUCGUCGGACGACGAAUUUGCGCCAAGGCAGGCAAAACGCGCCAGGACCUCUGCAUCCGCUUUGGUUGACGACGAUGACGAGGAAGAGAUGUCAGGCGGAGUGCUGAAGACGCAGAACGAAGAUAUUGCGCCGCUCGUCCAGAUGCCCUCGAUCGAAUACCUACCGAGUCAUGUGCAUACCCAACCACUGGGGAUCGUCGAGAGCGUCAUCGGUAGCGUUGUCGUCGUGCGAGGCGCUGCUCAACAGAAGCCAGUGACCGGAGUUGCGAGCCUACGGGACAGUGUACCUCAGGUACCUGAUUCCGGCACCCUUGUACUCGUCGCGCCCAAAGAUCAACAGACCGAACCUGGCUAUCGCGUCGCUGGCAGUAUCUUUGAGACUUUUGGAUCGGUCGUGUCGCCUUAUUACGCCAUACGAUUGCCGAGCGCAUCUCAUCCCAAUAUCGCUUUGCUCGCCGUUGGAACGAACGUCAGCUACUCGCCCGAACGAGAUUAUGCCAGCAUGGUCUUUACGCGCGAUCUACAGUCAUUGCCGAAAGGGUCAGAUGCGAGCAAUAUCUGGGAUGAAGAAGCUGGCGAUGGUGAAGUCGAGUUCAGUGAUGACGAGGCCGAGGCUCAGUAUAAAGCGGCAAUCAAGAGGAGGAAACAGGGCCCAAACGGUCGACAGAACUCAAGAGCGGCUUCACAGUCCUCUGCGACGUCGUACGGAUCCCGGAGAAGCGUCUUGCCAGAUCCGGGCGAGCGCUCAGCAGAGUUUGACGAAGGCUACACCAUGCUGUCCCGGCCUUUACAAGCGAAUCCAUCUUCGCAUCAUUCUGAUCCGAUGCGCGAAAGUCCCACGUCACGUCAAUAUCAGCGCAAUGGCGCCGUGCAACCUAUUGUGCCUGCGCCAUCUGCUGCCGGUCUACCGAUGCGCCCGCCCGUUUCUAUACCCGCUGCUCUGUCUGAUGCUGAGCUCAGUGCGCCCAUGUCUGCCGAUCGCGUCCAGCUAGGCCAGGCGACCUCGAGCCUGGUAAGAGGUCGAGGAAAUACUCGCGGCCGUGAAAGAGGUGCAAGGCAGUCUAGAGGCGGUCGUCCACCCUCAUACGAACGCCCUCCAGCGCAGUCAACGCCUACUUGGCCCUCUCCCGUGAUGCAGACGGAAAUGCAUAGUAUGAGCAGUGGACCUGUUCGUCCCAUGUUCACACAACCGAUGGCUCAGACAAGCUACGCGCCAGUCAGUCCGUCUCCAGCUGCAAUGGUAUCGCCCGUUGCACCUUACUCACCUUAUGUCCCGCCACCGUACGCUGUUCCUUACGGCAGUUUGCCCUACUCCGGUCUGGCUCAAUCGAUCUCGUCUACAAGUCCGUACUACGAUCCUUCACAAUAUGCCAAUUCGGCACCGAUCAACGGGCGAGCGAGGAGUAUGUCUUAUACGCCUCUUCAGCCUCCGCAGGCGUCCGGCUCUUACAACAUGAAAUGGACCAACAAGGCCGCGAAGAAGGAUGCGAAGGAGUACAAGGUUGCAGUGUCUCGCUAUAGAUUGCUGAUGCGGACGAUGAGGCUCGCAAAAGUGAUGACAAGCGUUGGCGCGAAGGCAAGAAGGGCUCGUGUAAGCGCAAGCACAAGUCCAAUGGUCAAGCAGAGGCAGAAGAGGCAGGACAGACUGAUCAGGAAUGAGCAGUCAGCCGGAUGUACCGUAAUGAAUGUCUGCAUUGCGAGCUACAGAGCGAAAAGUCCAUAA